GCGCGCGCGCACGAGGAGGCGCGGCAGCGGCCUGGGGCACCGCGCGGCGCGGGGACGGGGACGGGGACGUGGCAGCGGCGGCGCUCGGCGCUCCAGAAAGUUCCCUGGGAGUUCCGCGCGACGCGGCGCGGGAAGCGGCGGGCGGGACCAUGAAUGUGUUCCGAAUCCUCGGCGACCUGAGCCACCUCCUGGCCAUGGUCUUGCUCCUGGGGAAGAUCUGGAGGUCCAAGAGCUGCGCCGGCAUCUCUGGGAAGAGCCAGAUUCUUUUUGCUCUGGUCUUCACCACCAGGUACCUGGACCUCGUCUACAAUUUCAUCUCCAUCUACAACACAGUGAUGAAGGUGGUCUUCCUUCUCUGCGCCUACUUCACGGUGUACAUGAUCUACUGGAAGUUCCGGAAAACAUUUGACAGCGAGAAUGACACAUUCCGACUGGAGUUCCUCCUGGUCCCCGUGAUUGGCCUUUCCUUUCUGGUCAACUACAGUUACGCACCAACGGAGGUCCUCUGGACUUUCUCCAUCUAUUUGGAGUCGGUGGCCAUCCUGCCACAGCUCUUCAUGAUCAGCAAGACUGGAGAGGCUGAGACCAUCACCACUCACUACCUGUUCUUCCUGGGGCUUUAUCGGGCACUCUAUCUAGCCAACUGGAUCUGGCGGUACCAGACAGAGAAUUUCUAUGAUCAGAUCUCAGUGGUGUCUGGAGUAGUACAAACCAUCUUUUACUGUGACUUCUUCUACUUGUAUGUGACCAAAGUCCUCAAAGGAAAGAAGCUAAGCCUACCAAUGCCAGUUUGAAGAGAUGGACCACAUUGUAAGGCACCCAGAGUAAAUCACUUGGAUUGAUCUCCUUGGUGACUUAAAUGGCUGGUGUGAAUUUGAGCAAAGCACUGGCAGACCUUCCUCUUACCAUCAACAGCAGGACUACUUAUAUGCCAUCAAUGCCUGGUCCAACUGCCCAAGUGUGAGGCCUUACAAUGGGCAAGUGAAAAUAAGGAGCUACAAGAUACUUCCUCCAUGAAUGACCAACAGUUGCUCUUUUGACUACAGUGGAGGGCUCAUGCCACGGAACUCGUAGACACAUUCACAAAGAUCCUUCCUAGGUCAGUGUGGAACUGAAGACCCUGGAUGUGUGUAUAUCACGCAACCCACUCCCACACUGCAUCUUAGACUCAUUUCAGUUGCCAGCCUAGGUGGCCACCAUGGUUAUCUCACUGUGUGACUCAUUCCUGUGCCAAGACCCAUCAUCAACCCCACUUUCCCCUCCCAGUUUGAGGUGCUAACUAGGAUAAUUAGUCAUUCAACUCCCAAUAUUUGUUGUUUGGAGCAAAAUGUUAAGAUUACACUCAACUCUUGGUAAGGUUUGAAUGUAAUAAAAAUUCACACCUUUA
This is a messenger RNA of Peromyscus leucopus (white-footed mouse), 1387 nucleotides long. It is a transcript of the gene Kdelr3, whose product is annotated as KDEL endoplasmic reticulum protein retention receptor 3. The record is from RefSeq and is a predicted model, not a curated record. Gene Ontology annotation, cellular component: membrane; cis-Golgi network; endoplasmic reticulum. Gene Ontology annotation, biological process: protein retention in ER lumen; endoplasmic reticulum to Golgi vesicle-mediated transport. Bases 150 to 794 code for a protein of 214 amino acids. The transcript has 5 exons. Gene Ontology annotation, molecular function: ER lumen protein retrieval receptor activity. Lineage: Eukaryota; Metazoa; Chordata; Mammalia; Rodentia; Cricetidae.